Molecule: messenger RNA, 278 nt
Organism: Linum tenue
Lineage: Eukaryota; Viridiplantae; Streptophyta; Magnoliopsida; Malpighiales; Linaceae
Source: the annotation of a GenBank genome assembly
AAAUCGUCCAGCUAAGCUAUGGUACUCUUUUAAUCCAUCAUAGCCCGGUAAAAGAAAUGCUAAGCCCAAAUAACACUAUCGACAGUUCGUGCCCAGCAGCUGGAAACGGAGAGGCAACUAAAGUUUGCCGGCGGUCGAGUGAUUCCCCUGCGAGGCUUCGCCGGAAACAGUCUUUGAUUGAAGACAUUGUUCGUCUGGAUCCCAACACCACCAAGUUCCUCGAUUGCGAAAUCGUGUGCGCCUUCCACAAUUCGGUAGAACUAGGACGGAGUCCUCCC